Molecule: messenger RNA, 327 nt
Organism: Arabis nemorensis
Lineage: Eukaryota; Viridiplantae; Streptophyta; Magnoliopsida; Brassicales; Brassicaceae
Source: the annotation of a GenBank genome assembly
AUGGUUUUUGUCAAAUAUAAUCGUGCUUUGCAAAGACGGAAAGAGAAAAAAGUAACCGGUGAUCCUAUUGUUUUGGAAGAGAUUGAUGAUAGCAAUGAGUGGCUACUUGGGAAAAUGGAUGGAACUUCAGAUGAAGAAAAUGCUGAUUUUGUGUUUGAAAAUGAUGAUUUGACAUGGAACAUGGUUAGUCAAGUUUCGGGAGCUGAGGAGCCUAGUUAUCGUACAAGGGCAGCAACAACAAGUGCUAAUACGGAUAAAGGGAAAGGAAAAGGAAUUGAAAGAGACUUUGGGGACGAGGAGUUUGGGGAAGAUGAGCAAGAUUAUUAG